Molecule: messenger RNA, 1351 nt
Organism: Raphanus sativus (radish)
Lineage: Eukaryota; Viridiplantae; Streptophyta; Magnoliopsida; Brassicales; Brassicaceae
Exons: 5
Coding region: 107-1075 (322 amino acids)
Source: RefSeq, a predicted model, not a curated record
GUAAGACCGCAAGGGCAAAUGGUGGAGACUCGAGACGAAAGUCUUACCACAUGAAAGGAUUUGGGUUAAGGCGUUUCAUGUAAGCCUUAUCGUUAGAAGAAAAAAAAUGUUGGAGAGUAUUAACCUCAUCUCCUGCAACUUCUCUCGCUUUCCUCAUCUAAAACCCUCCAGAAAAGCCCAAUCCCUAAGGCAACCCCUAAACCUCACCCUUGUCCAAUCAAGAGCUCCUAGAAUUCUCCUUGGCAACAACAGAUGGCAAUUCACGAAGCACGAGAAGAAGAAAGGUCUCUUCCAUUUCCAUGUGUGCAGAAGCUCACUAAACAACCCAGAUCCAGACAAGACUGAAAUUCAAGAUGAAGGAAGAGACUGGACGAGCUCUGUAUUGCUUUUCGCUCUCUGGGGUGCUCUUCUUUACUAUUGCUUCAACCUUGCUCCUGAUCAAACCCCAACACAAGACUUGUACUUUCUGAAAAAGCUGUUGAAUUUGAAAGGCGAUGAUGGUUUUAGAAUGAACCAGAUCCUUGUUGGUUUAUGGUAUAUAAUGGGUUUAUGGCCUGUGUUGUACGCUAUGCUCUUGCUUCCCACUGGUCGAAGUAAAACUCAGGCGUGGCCUUUCGUGGUGCUUUCCUUCUUUGGUGGCGUCUACGCUUUGCUACCUUAUUUUGCACUGUGGAAUCCACCUUCUCCUCCUAUCUCAGAGUCUGAGCUUACAAAAUGGCCUUUCAAUGUUCUGGAAUCAAAAGUAACUGCUGGGGUAACUCUUGUUGCAGGCCUGGGUUUAAUUCUUUACUCUGUAGUUGGUAACCCCGGUGACUUGAAAGAGUUUUAUCAGUACUUUCGUGAGAGCAAAUUCAUACAUGUCACGAGUCUAGAUUUCUGCUUACUCUCUGCUUUUGCUCCGUUUUGGGUUUACAAUGACAUGACCGCCAGAAAAUGGUUUGAUAAAGGCCGUUGGCUGUUACCUGUAUCCGUGGUGCCAUUCUUGGGACCUUCUCUGUAUCUUCUCUUACGACCAGCAUUGUCAGAGACAACGGCUCCCACAGAUUCUGCAUCAUCUUCUGACCCAAAUCAAUAGCAACAUCACGAUUGGAUUUUGUUGAUGACUAUUUCAGCUCCUUGCAUAUUUUUAGAUUCGGUAUCCACAAUGGGUUUUUACUCCCUUUUGUUGCCCUCUAAAGGUUGCCCUGUUAUUUGAUGGAGUUAGAAUGAGAAAUAUUGUAUUACAAGGGAGAGAACUGACAAAGUUUUCUAUAAAUGUUAAUGAAAGGAAAGUCAAACCCAAAAUUGUCAAAAGUUAUAUAUAUAUAUUAGGCAAACAACUUCUAGAGUUCAUCUUUGAACUUGACCUUCA